Molecule: messenger RNA, 1080 nt
Organism: Plasmodium vinckei vinckei
Lineage: Eukaryota; Apicomplexa; Aconoidasida; Haemosporida; Plasmodiidae
Product: conserved Plasmodium protein, unknown function
Exons: 9
Coding region: 1-1080 (359 amino acids)
Source: RefSeq, a predicted model, not a curated record
AUGGAAAAAGAUAAGUUGGCUAUAAAUAAUGAAAAAUACAAAAAUUUGAUUGAUUGUUACUACCUGUUAUUAAAAAAAUUUAAAAAAAAAAGUGCCUAUGUCAUUGAUGAGUUUUUAAUAAAGGAAAAUAAGAAUGGGGAUGGAUCUUUCAUAAUAUAUGAGGACAUUAAUUCAGAUGCCUUUUUCUUUUUAAUUUUGGCAAUGAUUGAUUCUAAUUAUGAUCGAAUUAACAAAAUUAACAUUUUGAAUGUGCAAAACGGAAAUGAUAUAAUCAAGGGUCUCUGUUUUUAUAUAGACAAUGUAAAAAUAUGUGACCUUCUAAAAAAAAACAAUAAAAAUGUAAGGAGAAUAAACCCCAUUGUUGAAAGAAAAAAUAAAUUGAAUCUAAAAAAAAAAACAAUUGAACCCGAAAAAAAAAGUGAUUCAAUUAAAAAAAACUCAUGCAAUAUAAAGUCUUUGAGCAUAUUUAAUACUAAUAUAGAUAUUAACGCAAUAAUACUUCUUUCUAAAAUUUUAUAUGACAAUAAUUACUCAAAGCUGGAGCAUUUGGCAAUAGAUUGUAUUAAUUUAGAAAAUGAUUCUCUCAAAUACUUAUCCUUAUCAUUGUGCAAUUAUAAUAGUUUAAAAUCUUUAAGCCUUCAAUAUUGUAACUUAAACAAUGACGCUAUCAAAUAUAUUAUCGAUAUAGUCAUAUAUGUGAACUCCUCUAUAACUACCUUGAAUUUAUCUGGAAAUAAAUUUACCGAAGAAGGAAUAUGCUCACUUUUUGAAAGUUUUUUAUUAAACCAUGUUUUGUCUAAUAUCGAUGUAUCUUAUAAUAUGUUUAAUUUAUCUAGCUCAUUCAUUGAAAUGCUUUCCAAAAUUAUAAUUAAUAAAACGAAUAUUUCAAGUAUAUCACUAAUUGGCAAUUUCUUGGACAACGAUAAUUUGGCCAAGAUAAAUGAUGCAAUGAAUUUUAAUAAGUCCCUUUCCAUUUUAAAAUUGCCUAAUGGAGUUAACAAAGCAAUAUUAAAGGAAAUAACUUUAAAGUUGGUUAAAAGAAAAAGAAUAAAAAAAAAAUGUAAAAAGAAGGUUAUUUAA